Periophthalmus magnuspinnatus is the source of this 1617-nucleotide messenger RNA. It is a transcript of the gene hibch, whose product is annotated as 3-hydroxyisobutyryl-CoA hydrolase. Gene Ontology annotation, molecular function: 3-hydroxyisobutyryl-CoA hydrolase activity. Gene Ontology annotation, biological process: L-valine catabolic process. The transcript has 14 exons. Gene Ontology annotation, cellular component: mitochondrion. The record is from RefSeq and is a predicted model, not a curated record. The coding region runs from base 124 to 1266 and encodes 380 amino acids. NCBI's taxonomy places the organism in Eukaryota, Metazoa, Chordata, Actinopteri, Gobiiformes, Gobiidae.
CGAAUGGACCAAUCAGAGCGCGUCGUGGCCUCAUCCCGGAAGUAAACUCUAAAAACACACACACACACACAAAAAAUCAGCCCGGAGUGGACAGUGGACACGUGAAACAGGUGAAAGUGAACCAUGUCCCUCACGGUGCUCACUCACGCAUGCAGACUGAGGAGUUUACGCCGGCUGCAGAGGAUCCAGAGCCACAUGAUGUCGUCCCAGCCUGAGCCCGAGGUGCUGCUGCAGAGAGUGGGCCGGGCCGGAGUCAUCACAGUGAACCGACCCAAAGUCCUCAACGCGCUCAACCUCAACAUGAUCCGAAGCAUUUACCCACAACUCAAAAAAUGGGAGGCGGAGAGCGACACGGACCUGGUGAUCAUCAAAGCUGUGGGAGGAAAGGCGUUUUGUGCUGGAGGAGACAUCAGAGCUGUGACAGAGGCUGGGAGAGUGGGCGAUCCUCUGGCUGAAGACUUCUUUAGGGAAGAGUACAUCCUGAACCACGCCAUCGGCACUUGUAAAAAGCCGUACGUGGCCCUGAUCGAUGGCAUCACCAUGGGAGGGGGCGUGGGGCUGUCGGUGCACGGGCGUUUCAGAGUCGCCACCGAGAAGACGCUGUUUGCGAUGCCCGAAACUGGGAUCGGCUUGUUCCCGGAUGUCGGAGGAGGGUACUUUCUCCCGAGGCUGCAGGGAAAACUGGGAUUGUUUUUGGCUCUAACCGGAUUCCGACUCAAAGGCAGAGACGUGCACCGGGCCGGAGUCGCCACGCACUUUGUGGACUCCAACAAGAUGCCUGAUUUGGAGCGGGAGUUGGUGAAGUGCGUCUCCGUGGAAGACGUCGGUGAAGUGUUGGACUCGUAUCAAAAACAGAGCAGCUCGGGCUCAGACAAACCUUUCGUCUUGGAGAAGAACAUCGCCGACAUCCACAGGCUGUUCAGCGCUGACAGUGUGGAGGGAAUCAUGCACAGUUUGAACGCAGACGGCUCCGAGUUUGCAGUAAAACAGGCUGAGACUCUGUCGCGGAUGUCGCCCACCUCUCUGAAGAUGACGUUCAAACAGCUGCAGCUGGGGGGCGCUCUCAGCCUGAAGGACGUGCUGAUCAUGGAGUACCGCCUCUCUCAGGCCUGCAUGAGAGGUCAUGACUUCUACGAGGGCGUGAGAGCAGUGCUGGUGGACAAAGACCAGAGUCCACGCUGGAGUCCCGCGUCUCUGGACCAGGUCUCGGAUCAGGACGUGGACCGGUGCUUCGACUCCCUGGGACCCAAAGACCUGGUUUUAUGAGCGACAUCCGGGAUCUGAACACGCCUUGGACUAACAGAAGCACUUUGAACACGGACUCAAAAAACGGCGAGCUUUUUUUUUUACGCCGUUUGAACGUUUCUUUGUCAAAUACAUACUUGAUUUAGCGCUCAACUGGAAAGAAUAUUGUGAUUUUUCUGUAGUACAAGUAAAAGAUUCACCGAUCCAAUACUGGUAUCGGAUAUUUCGGCUUCUAAAUAUCUGGUUGCACAUGUAAAUCGUCUCAGAAUGUUCCAACUUUUAUUCACGUAAAGUUAUUCUGUCUACAUAAAAUGUUCGGAUCAGUUCUGCCUGUUUUUUUUGUUUGUUUGUUUUAAAGAAAUAAACACACAA